AACAUAAAAAGUAACCAGGAGAGGGUCGGUUUGACUCGAGCCAAAAAAAGUCUUCUUCUCCUCCUAGCUUCUUUCCAGCCUCCCUGAUUUCCAUCUUACAACCAUCUUUGCCGAUCAUCACUCUCAUCACCAUCACCAUCACCAAUCACCAAACAGCCACAAUAAAAGAUUAAAAAAAAAAAAAAAAAAAAAGGAGAGAGGUUUCCCUUUCUGGAACCGGUUCUGCACUUUCUCUCGGACCCCGUUCUUUGCUCGUCCGUUCCUCAUGCUCCGUUAGCCCCGUUCCUGAGCAGAUGGGCCGACAUCCAGCAAAGAAGAGGAAGCUUCGCGGAAGGAUGGGUUGAAGGAAGACUUGUGCAACAAACAGAGGAGGAGAAAAAAAAGGAAAAACUUUCUUGGUGUGUUGGAGGAAUUUCGGAACAGCAGCUGGAAAGAAAAGGAGGAACACGUUUGGAGAGCAGUGGCCUGGCUGGAGAUUUGUUUCUGGCUUGGGGUUCCUGUCGAGGGAGUUCAUCGUUUGCUGUUCGGUUUUGGGAGUCGAAUCUUUGGAAAUUUGCACUGCAGUUACACUGUAGCUUGUUAUAAAAGGGGAAGACCUAUGCUUCUAUUCCAUCAUUAUCUGUUCGGAGCUAAGGGCCUGUUUGGUGUGGAUUAUUGGAGCUUCAGCUUUUGGACACUAUUCAUGUCUCAUGCAUUUAAAUUUCCCUCUCAAAAACUUACACUUUUAAAUAUUUUUUUAACCUCAAAAAGCUCUUAAACAGUAAAAGCUCAAAAGUUUCAAAUCCAAACUUUUCAUAAACUCUCUUUUUACUUACUUUUCACUUACUUUUUCACUUUUCUAAAAGCUAAAGCUCUAUUUUCCCUCCAAUAAAAAUUUAAACUUAUCACUCAUAACAGUACUAAAAAAGCUAAAGCUCCUACCAGCCACACCAAACAGGCUCUAAAUUAACAAGGCUUUACAUAUUUUGCAAAAUGGUGCAGUAAAAAGCUACAUUUAUGGGGCAAAAUGUGCAACAAUAAAGCUGCUUCAAUGGACGAAAGAAAAUGCAGCAAUUGAUGCAUUAUGGAAGGAAAUGAAAUGCAAAUGCAAAUGGAGGCUACAAAUUAAUUAACAAAACUGAAACAUUAAUGUGAUAGUUUUCAAUGUACUUUUUUAUGUUAGUUUAUGCAUUGCAAUCCUCGAUUUAAAUGUUACAAUAGAUUUUGUAGAAAAUAUAUAACCAUAGGGAAGGUAGGUGAAAAAUACUAUUUUUAUGUUGAAUUUUCUGCUAUAAAUGGGCAAACAUGUUAAUGGAAAUAUGAGAGAGUUGGAAAGCAAAUUCUCCUUCCUUUUUGGGUUGGGUGAAUGUCCUGCACCCUUCCUUGGUUAUGUAAAGAAGAUAUUGGAGAUUAGAUUGGAUCAACAAUUACUGUAUAAAGUUGCACGAGGCAAUAUUAGCCGUGAACACUUGGAAAAAGAAUUGGAAAAUGUCCAAGACCCAAUUGGACGUCCAUUACUGGACAUUGUUGAUCAAUUGACCCCCGGUGGGAACUCACUCCUUCGUGCAGCUGCACGCUCUGGUAGAAAAGACAUAACUAAAUAUCUGGCUGAAAAGUUUCCCCACCUCAUUUUUCAAACAAAUUAUGCUGGUGAUACUGUACUUCAUUCUGCUGCUAAAGCUGGAAAGGCAGAGACGAUCGAAGUUCUUCUCCAAUUUUAUACUAAUCCCACAUCAAGCUUGACAGACGGUGUUCCCCUGCUGAGGAUGAAGAACGUAGAAGGAAACACUGCUCUGCAUAAGGUUGUGAUCCAGUACAACUUUGCUGCCAACUAUGACAAAAGGGAGAGUUACUGUGCUGUCAUAGCAAGGAUGGUUUCUAUAGACCCUCAACUAGCGUACAUUGCUGACAAAGAGGGAAAAUCUCCCUUAUGCUUGGUUGUUGAAACCACUGAUUUGAAGAUUGUUCAGUGUCUCUUGGAAUAUCCUCUGCUUGUAGUUGCGGAUUGCCAACAACUACCCGAAGGAAAGUCUCCGGUGCAUGCUGCCAUUAAGUUGAAGUUAAAGAAUAAUGAUCUGUUGAGUUAAAUGCUACAUAGAAGGCCAAAGUUAAUAGACUCAACAAAUGGGA
Molecule: messenger RNA, 2109 nt
Organism: Rubroshorea leprosula
Lineage: Eukaryota; Viridiplantae; Streptophyta; Magnoliopsida; Malvales; Dipterocarpaceae
Source: the annotation of a GenBank genome assembly